GUGGUUGUCUUAAUUAUUGAAACACAGUGCAAAAAUUAUACUGAAGAUCUAAUACACAUGGAGUACAAUAAAUUAGUUACAAAGAAGCUCAUUGCUAAGAGGGAAGUUAAGUGUAACCUGGAUGAAUACAAUUUAGGAGCUAAGUGUUGCAAGAAAUGUGAACGUGGUUUUGUUAAAAAUGUCGGUUGCCCGACAGAUGCUAGCAAACACUGUGUUCAAUGUGAAAAUGGAAAGGACUACAUAGAUCAUGACAACGAUUUAGAGGAGUGUUUGAGAUGUUCUUCAUGUGACAGGAUAUUCGGAUUGGAGGUUGCGAAGAACUGUACCUCAACACAGAACACAGAAUGCACCUGUGCAGAGAACCAUUUUUGCAAUGCAUCUGUACCAUGUAGACACUGUGACCCAUGCACCGUAUGUGAAAGUGGCAUAAUUGAAAAACAGUGUACUUCAACUUCGGACACCGUGUGCGGAAUGAAAGAUAAAAGAAAACAGAAGCAUCUUACUAGCAAAAAGAUCAUAGAUGUCUCCAAAUCAGACAUUUCUCAUGAGGAUGUGCCUCUUGUAUACACAGAUGUUGACCUGAGCAGCCAUGUUGCUGGUAUCGUGGAGGAGAUGACACUCCAAGAAGUCAAGACAUUUGUCCGUAGUCACAACAUCCCAGAACCUGUCAUAGAUCAAACUAUUCGGGAUUUUGUUAAUGAUACAUCUGAACAGAAGGUUAAGCUGUUUCAAGCCUGGUAUCAAAGACAUGGGAUAAAAGGAGCCUAUGGAACCCUAAUAAGCAGCCUGAGAGAUUUUAAAAUGUGCGCUGCAGCUGAUAAAAUUGAGAAAAAACUGAAGGCAACUGUUUCCAGCUGUCAGGAGAGGGGACAGCCUUGUAACGGCGACACUGAGCAAACCAAAACCUGCCCCCAGGAAGGUAAAAAUUCUUACAAUGACAGUGCUGAGCUAAGUAAGUCCUGUUCUGGUUGUUUGGAAGAGACAUAG
Mesitornis unicolor (brown roatelo) is the source of this 987-nucleotide messenger RNA. Its product is annotated as tumor necrosis factor receptor superfamily member 6-like. Gene Ontology annotation, cellular component: CD95 death-inducing signaling complex; external side of plasma membrane; membrane raft. Gene Ontology annotation, biological process: negative regulation of apoptotic process; extrinsic apoptotic signaling pathway in absence of ligand; immune response. Gene Ontology annotation, molecular function: protein binding; tumor necrosis factor receptor activity. NCBI's taxonomy places the organism in Eukaryota, Metazoa, Chordata, Aves, Mesitornithiformes, Mesitornithidae. The record is from RefSeq and is a predicted model, not a curated record. The annotation marks the transcript as partial. The transcript is spliced from 7 exons.